AUCCGUCGGCCCCGCGCGGACGCAUCGCGCUCAUGCACAGCAGUGAUGUGACUUGGACCAUAUAAUCCACUACAAAACAAUUCUUGGAUUGGGUCAAAGUGGAGUCUGGAUUUUCCAUUGUCCAAAAUGUCGAGUAAUGACUCGAUGAGUAGCUCUCGACUGAGUCAGUUCGGGCUGUACCGCACGAUCGAUGCGCGUACGGAGGAGUUCCUGAAGCUGUCGCGGCGCAGACAGAUCCGCCAGGGCUGCGCCUGUGCUGCCAUAUCCAGCGCCGUCACCGUCACCGUCGUCGUGUGCGUCGUGUUCCUGUACGGGUAUGGCGUGGGCGUGCUGUCGCCACCGCGCGCCUCAUGGCUCGACCUCAGGAACGACUCCGACCCCACGCUCUUCGAGGACAAGCUGCAGAGCACCGUGCAUCUCGACCGCGCCGCCAUCAAACUCCUCCCCAUCUUCUUCGACAAACUCUUACAACAUGACAGCUCUAGUCCUAAAUACGAAACAAAAUCUUCCACAGAGUACACUUUUGAAAAGGACGUAUUUGCAGGAACGAACAUUUUGGCUAAAAUUCCUAACUCUAGAUUGUUUGCGAUUCAGUAUAAAACAUAUCCCAUCGUUUAUAUCCACAGUCCUAGAAAUACUGACAAUUAUUCAAAAUUAAGAAAAACGAGAGAGUAUGAAAGAAUAAUGAGUUAUGUCGACAAAAUGAUCAACGAAAAAGUAAAUUUUGCAUCUAGUCGUUUUGUGCGAAAUAAGCCCAAUAUUGAAUCUCAAAAUCUGAUAGAAAAUAUAAUAACAACACCUUUACCACAUAAAUCUCUUGUUACAAAAAAGCCUAAAACUAUAUCGAAACAUUAUACUUAUAAACAUCAUCUUCCAAAUGUAAAUAAUACUCAAACAAGAACAAGCUAUAAAAAUAAGAAUUGUAAAUGUACAUUAGAAUUUGGGAUUCUUAUAGAUAAACUAAUAAAAUGCUUUCAAAAACUAUCUCAAGAAUUCAUGGAACGACCUUGUAAUAACAUAACAGAACGAAAAAUAGAAAAAAAUUGUAUUCACAAUACUAACAAAUCAGUCACGACACCAAAAUCUAAAACUCAAAAUGUAAGACUGAAACCAAUUACUAUAGUACCCAAGAGGCACAAAGAAAUGAUCACGUCAACUGAAACUCCCAAAGGAAUAUUUAAAGUUCCAGACAACUUAUUACAAAAUAUAUACUCAAACAACCAAUCUACAUCAAAAGCUAAACAGUUAUUAUCAUGGCUACCAUCUUUAUACUCUGUAGUUGAUAAAAAAAUAAGUGCCAAUAAAGAAACAUCAAAAGAUAAGAAUUUUCAUGCAAAUCAGUUAUUAUUAAAGACCAAUACACAUGUUAUACCAAAACAUCGAAACUUAACAUUUAAUAAAGUUAAUUAUGAAAAUGAAAAGUAUACAACCUUUGCAACCACUACGACUAGUUCUAAACCUACAAGUACAAAAUAUACCUCUUCUGCUGCAGGAAAAUUCGAAGAUAUUUUCCAAGAAAUAUUACUACCCGAAGGUAACGUGUUUGAAUUGACAACUUAUACACCUAAAUCAAUUAAAAAAGGUUAUGUUCACUUUUCAAGUCCACAUAAUUACUAUGAGAUUACAACAGAAAAAUAUGGUUUCCGUAAACCAGUCGCUAACGUAAGAUUCAAAAAUAUUUCAGAUCAAAUAGUAAGACCACCAUCUACCCCGAAACAUCCCCAAAUAUAUCCAGAAGAAAUUGUAUUUGAGAUGUUUCGUAAAAAACAUGACAGGAUGUUAAAAGAAAAGAAAUCAAAAGAACAGAAACCUGCUUCAAUAAAUAAGAAACGUUUGAAGGAUAGUAGCAAAAAUUUUAUUGGUAAACUUAAAGAUCUUUCAAAACAAAUGCAUCCCCAGGGAAAAAAUCUUUACAAACAUUUACCUCCACAAAUAAAAAAUAACAAGCAUCUACCUAAAUCUAAUGAUGACAAACAAAUAAGUUUAAAAAAACAGAGUGUGUAUGAGAGGAUCACUGAAGCAGAUUCGCAUAAUGUACAAAUUCCUGAAAUUCCUAUAACAACAACAGCAACAACAACUAGUGUAACUGCAUCGUUACCCUCGAGCAUCGUAACGCUACCAACAUCCAACCUAUCAUUUCAAAAUUUCACAGUUGAUGAACCUAAACUUCUAGAUCUUAAUAAGAACAUCAUCGCUAAACUUAAAAUACUGUUAAGUAAAAAUCUUUACAAAAAUUCAUCUUAUAAUCCUUUACCUACAUCCAAUAAUAUGCCAUUGAAUUUAAAACAGAAUAUAUUUUCGAGUAAAGAAAUUUUUCGAGAGGGGCAUGUUACGGAAAUUACUACAACAACUACAUCUACUGCUACUACGCCCAAAUCUAAGAAUUUUCUCACAACUCUACCAACAUCCGGUGGAGACAUUCAGAAAUUUGUGAAUAAUGAAACAAAACCGGAAAUAACACUGCAAGCACUUAAUGGUCAAAUAUUAGAAGUCACCAGUUUUCCCACUCAACUUCGAACAUAUUCUCAGGACCAGCCAACUUCAGAUAUAACAUCUCCCUAUCCUACUGAAGAACAAGAUGUAACAAUAUCAAAAUCAAAACCUGUAAUUACAGUACCAAAAUUAGAAAGGAGGUACAAUUUGAUUUCUGAAGAGCCUUGGAAUGAAUUUGAAACUACAGAUAAAACAACUGCUUAUGAAAAUUUUGAACAGGAUAAGAAAGAAAUUACCUCUACUACAACUACUAAUAUAACCAAGGUCAGUACAACAGAUGGAACAAAAAUGGAAAGUAAAAAUAUUUUUUUUGAAGAUGCCUUAAAUAUACUAUUACCACAGAGUUUUACAAGACACGACGCCGACGGGGCAUUCGAAGGGAAACAGUCUGCUGAAAAUGCAGUGACUUCCAGAUCUUUAAUUCCGGUUGGUAGGAAAAGUUAUUUAGAGAUUUCUAGAGGUGACUGGAAGCUAAGUGAACCCCAUUUUAAUACCGACAACGUAUACGAUGCUUUCGAUGAAAUAGAUAAUUUUAAUAAAUAGUAAUUAUAUUGUUUAUUAUGUUAAUUUUAUAAUCAUAUUGUUAAUUACAUUGUGAACAUUUUAAAUGCAAAAAUAGCCAAUAUGCACCAAAAAAUCAUUACACUUGUGGGCCAUACAAAGCCAAUUAAAACAAAUUCCCGACAUUUAUAAAUAGAAAGUAAAACCGCACCGGCCAAUGUACGAAGAAGUACGUUUGUAUUUUUUCCUUCGAUUGAACUAUGGCUUAUUUUUUCAACUAUGUUAUAGGUCUUCAAAUUUCAUGCUUCGGUUAAUUUAGAAAUACCCUGUUGUUGAAAUUAAUACAAUUUUAUGGUAAAUGAAAAAUUAUUACUUUUUGUUCUUGUUAGAACUGUCAAUACAAUUGUUUAGGUCAACUCCUUUAUAAAAUCGCAGUAUAAGGUAAUGAUAGUUCAAAGGAUUGUAAAAAAAUGUAUAUUCUAAAUAAAAUACUAACUAUGUAGCUGAAUCAUUAAACUAAGAUGUAAAGUUGGUUGGAACGUCCAUUAACAAAAAAUAUUAAAAUAUGAAAACAAACUCAACCAUAAUAAACAAGUUUUUUACAAAAAUGUCAUUUUUGUUCUCAAACAAGCUUUUAUUCUCGUCAGAGAGAUCUUAUGGUACUUUAAGCCUGACAAAAAACCCAUGUCCGUGCUGUAAACGGUUGAGUAGUUCCCUCGUUUGGAACCGAUCCGUGUUGCACAAUCAGGUCAUGCCAUGGAUUUAAUAAGUACUUUGUACCUACUAAUUCCAUAGGUCAUGCUUAUCAUAAUAAUGCAAUGUCAUGGAAACUGAUGCGACGUGGGAAAUAUCAACUCUGUAGGACAACUAGAAGUAGAAGAAAUCUAACUUGCAAGAUUUGAUUGCAGAAAACGGGACAAGUAAAACUAAAUAAAUGCGUCGUAACGUAAUAUUUAAGAUUUACCUUUUUUACGAACAUAUUACCAGGUAGUGACGUCACUUCUAUCUAUCUUCCAUGUUUAGCGUAUGGACGAACCCAAAAAUAUGUGUUUCUGUUAUUGUCAUAUCUUUAAAAGCAUUAUCACUAGUUGUUCGCCACGAACUUAGAUCUCGCGAACACAAUCAAUGUUGAUGAG
Molecule: messenger RNA, 4130 nt
Organism: Plodia interpunctella (Indianmeal moth)
Lineage: Eukaryota; Metazoa; Arthropoda; Insecta; Lepidoptera; Pyralidae
Exons: 2
Coding region: 127-3036 (969 amino acids)
Source: RefSeq, a predicted model, not a curated record